AUGACGAGCACCAACGAGCCAACCCAUCUUGACAAGGCUCAGCCCCAUCCCCCACCAGAGAGCUGCGACUGGCGUCCUGACAGCCCCGAACCCGUCGAGGACGACCUUGGCCAAGAGUGCCUCGAGAACCAGAAACCCGCUGAGCAUUGCGAGUGGCUGCCUGACCCGCCCGAGGGUGAGAUCGACGAGAUUGGGCCGCACUGGCUGCCAGUACAAGAGGCGCUUCCGACCUCUGUUGCUGGCGAGCAGAGCAACGGGAAGCCCCAAACGGAAGAGAUCUCGCCAACCUCAUCUCCGCAUGUUGACAAAGCAGUUCUCCUGCUUCCGGAGCCAGAGCCAGACUUUAAUGUCCUCGAGAGUGAGCAACCACGCCGAAAGCAGACUCCCGCAGAGCGGGACAGGGAGAAGAGGCAGAAGGCCGAGCUUAAGCAAAUGCAUGCGAGGACGCAAGCACACAUCAAUGCCGGACGCGAAAAGGCAAAGAAGGAAACCAAGGAAAUGGAGAAGCGAGAGAGAAAAGAGCGGGAGCAAAGAAGGAGUCAAGAAAGCCUCGAGAAGAAAUUGAAACGCAAAGAGCAGAAAGAAGCUGCCCGCCACCAAAAGGCUAUCCUGCGGGAACACAAGAAGCAUGAACGCCAUGAAAGGAAAGUUCGUGAACACCGCGAAAAGGAGAGGAAGAACAACCACGUUGGGGGCCUCGAUGCUGCGCAGGAUGUUAUGCUGCCGGGGAUCACCGCGGCAGUGCCGGUUUAUGAGGAACAUCCACUUACACGGGAUGUAGAAGAACAUGCCCUGGAUGGACCCAGGGAUCAAGUCGACGAAGACGUCAGCCCCAGCGGAGGCACACGGAGAUUGUUUGGAGGUGGUGAUAUGGCCUCCUGGACUCCGGGUUUCAUCCGCAUGAUCCAUGCCGAAGAGCUGGGCCUUUCGUGUACAUGCGCUCAAGAGGACGUUCGAGUGUACGCUGGUCUCGAGUCUUUGCCAUUCUCGCCGCCAUCGUCGCCUGCUCGUGCAGAGAGCUGCCUAGGGACACUGGCAACUCGCCCGCGCUGCAAGAUUACGCCACAGAACAGUUGGUAA
This is a messenger RNA of Microdochium trichocladiopsis, 1080 nucleotides long. RefSeq lists its product as uncharacterized. NCBI's taxonomy places the organism in Eukaryota, Fungi, Ascomycota, Sordariomycetes, Xylariales, Microdochiaceae. Bases 1 to 1080 code for a protein of 359 amino acids. The record is from RefSeq and is a predicted model, not a curated record. The transcript has 3 exons.